AAAACGCUGAAAUUUUCUGUAUGCCCGUGAAAAAUCAUUAUUAAAAGAGUUUUUAAUUAAUUUUUGAGAAUAAUUAAAACAAAUCCCUGGAAGAAAACUAGUUUUUAAAACAAAAACCCUUAAAAUAAGACAAAAAGUUAUGGAAAUAAAUAAAUCUAUUUAAAAAAAAAACAUUGCUAGUGACUUUAAAAAAUAAAAUAAAAGUGAACUAUUUAACUAUAAAUUGAUUAAAUUGCAUUCCAAUUCGAAUAUGUCUGUUGACGUUAUAGAGCCAACGUGUAUGCUGCCGCAGAAAAGAGCCCGAGAAAGCAUAACUUUGUCAGACGAUAGCGUCUCUAAAUGUGGUGAGCUAUUUGUCACCAAUUGUGCCGACAAAUGGACAUUUUAUUGUACAUAUUGCCAAAAGGCUACCACUGAUAUUGGUGUGUUCAUUUGCCACAUCAGACUGGAGCAUUUGAAUGAGCAGCAAGAUUUGCAACAAAGUCAACAAACUACUCCUGCACUGGCAAGCCAUGUGGCCGCAAUACAAAACGAUCUAAAUCUAGAUCGCUCUUCAAGCGGCACACCAAUCGAAUGUUCUCUACCCAGCGAAGAACCAGCCGCUAACACAGAAGAGCAGAAGCAGCCAAUAGCAAGACAUAUUGUUAAAGAAGAGCCAAAAGUAGAGGCUAGAGGACAAGAACAUUUUGACUACAUGCCAAUUUGUACUACAGUUUCGAAAAUUGUAGAUAUUUCCGCCUUAACCCAGCCGGCAAGUAAAGAAAUGGAGGAUGAUAUUUCUGAUAAGAUUUUCCCAUCUUCAAAUCCUUUAGAGGAACAAUUUAAUGAAGAAUUUGUAAUUUUAUCGCCAAAGGCAGAAGCCGAAAACAUUAAAGAAGUCAUAGAAGUCGUUUAUAUAAACGAUGAAAAUAUAAAUGAGGAAGAAGACAUGCAUGAUGUCAGUGAUACUGCUGGUUCGCAAUAUGAUGGUGAGAGCAAUGAAGAGGAUGAGCUAACAAAUGAAUCUGGCACAGAUGAGGACAACCAGGCCAGUGUUAGUACAGUUACAAAGAAGAAAAGAUUCAGACGGUCAAUAAUUAAUAAAUGUGAAUAUUGCCAAAAAUAUAUAAGAACUAAAAGCGGCCUAAUUAAGCACAUAAUAAAAAGACACGAUAAAAACUAUUACAAGGACUUUCCGUAUCAAUGUCAAAAGUGUAUUAGAGGUUUCAAAAGUAAAAAUGGUUUGAAAUUUCACGAAAAAAUGCAUGAUAGUAAAGUGUUUGUACAAUGUCCCCUGUGUCCAGCUAAACUACGUGACAACUAUUUCGCUACACACAUUAUGACACAUGAAAGCGAGACAUGUUUUCCCUGUCAGGUUUGCGGCGAAAUAUUUAGCAGUCAUGAGCAACGUUUGCAACAUUGGAAUACACAUGCCGUAGACCAGCCAUUUGGUUGUAAUAUUUGUUAUCGCCGCUAUAAGAAACAACAAUAUCUGUUGAAACACUUGAAAUGCCACAAAUCACACAAUUGUUAUUUUUGUAAAGAGGAAUUUAAUUCACUGGUCGCUCAGCUGCCACCCUAUGCUUGUCGAAACUGUGAAAAGAAAAAAGUUAAAUAUCUAACAUAUAAGGAAGCGGUAGAGCCAACUGAAGACUCAACUAAAGAUGACUCAAAUUUGGAAUCUCUUGAUGAUGACAAUACGCCCAGCGGCAGUUUAAACUAUACCACCACAGAAUCCAUAAAUCGUGCAACUAAAUGUGUUGUGCUGCUGUAUAAAUGUCAGGAUUGCAAAUAUAAAUCUACCACAAAAAGCGGCAUGCAAAAACACUUGGAAAGUUUUCAUCGCAAGUACAGACAAACAAAUUUGCCCUUUAAAUGUGAGCAAUGCAAUAGAAGUUUCAAAACCAAGUCGGGCCAAAGCUCCCACCUCAAGACCCAUGACAAAAACAAUCAAUUCCAGUGUCCCGUGUGUCCGCAAACCUUCGUCCGGGAUAGUAUUUUCGUGCCUCAUGUCAUGUCGCACGAAAGCGAGUCUUGCUUUCCCUGCCAGGUGUGUGCGAAAAUAUUUCCCACAAAUACCGAAAGACUGGCCCACUAUCAGCCGCACAUCAAAGAGCGGCCCCAUGGUUGCGAUAUUUGCUAUCGACGUUUUUAUCAUCAGCAUUAUCUAAGAAGUCAUCUGAAAACUCAUGGUGUAUAUUUCUGUAAUUUCUGUCCGCAACAUUUCAAAUCAAAGGCAAAUCUACAAAAACCCUAUGUUUGUGGAAAUUGUGAAAAGUUGCCCGAUAUAAAAAGCACCGUAGACCAUCAACGGUCUUUGUCGAAUAUAAGACAUGUUUUUGAUUCGGAUGAGGAUGAUGAGGAGGAGGAAGACGAUGAUUAAAAUAAUUAUGUAUUGAAAAUUUGUAUAAGAUCGUUACUAUCCAUACAUACAUAUUUUAUUUCAGCUUUUUCUUAUUAAACUUUGAAAUUAUUUUUUUUUUUUCAGGAAAAACUCACUCUAAAAAUUAUUUUAUAACAAAAAAAAAAAAUGUCAAGUUAUAAAAUAAAAAAAUAUUUUGUAAACAACAAGUUUUAAUUUAAUAAAUCAUAAAAUACUUAAAGAAAAA
Calliphora vicina (urban bluebottle blowfly) is the source of this 2588-nucleotide messenger RNA. Its product is annotated as zinc finger and BTB domain-containing protein 17-like. The transcript has 3 exons. The record is from RefSeq and is a predicted model, not a curated record. NCBI's taxonomy places the organism in Eukaryota, Metazoa, Arthropoda, Insecta, Diptera, Calliphoridae. The coding region runs from base 251 to 2362 and encodes 703 amino acids.